UUGCUGACAAUUUUUUUGCUGUUCACCCUAGAUGAACUAAACUUUGAAUCAUCGGAUAAUAAUGGCAUGGCCGUGCCGUCAUUGACCUUGUUUAAGGAUAUGGAAGGACAAUGCAAUACGUAUUGUUUUGGUAUAGUAAAACCCAUUUUGCAGCAAACAAAGCAACAUCAGUUCUCAGAGUUACAAGACAAAAUCAGAGAUCUAUAUACGGUCAUAAAGAAUACGGAAAAUCAACUAAAUGCCGUUCAAAUCAAAUAUGGAGUCUGCGAGGAUGCGACGAAAAACAGAGAAACUCUAUCGAGAGAGCAACUGAAUCGAAAGGUAACGCAGCUCACUGAGCUACAAAAGAGAGCAGAUGCACAGGAGGAGAGCAUAAAGAGCUUGGAGAUUCAGUUGAGCAGUCUACAAAACCGUAUUGGCAUCUGUGAAGAAACAGUCAAGAAUCGGGAAGUACAGUAUGAACAGCUAAAGGAUUUGAAUGGCUCGUGUAAUAAUAGCAGCAAGGUUAAAGACGAUCUCAUAGCAACAAAUAAGGCGCUAAUUGAUAAACAGCAAACCGCAUUUCAAGGUGAAAUGAUUAAAAUCGAACUUAAGGACCGACAAAUAACUGAACUAGAAGCUCACCUUAAGACCAAAGAAACCAUCGUGGCUGAACAGCAGACAAAAAUUGGUUCGGAUGCUUUAAAGAUCAAACAAUUGUUUGAUAAAAUAUCUCAAUACGUUGCACAACUCAAAAAAUGUCAAUCAACAAGUUGUCUGGGCAAAUCUACCAAUGUACAUGUGAUACGUGUGCCCGGUGCCGAGCCCUUUCCAGUAUUUUGUGACUCAACUCUCGCCGAUUCCGGUUGGACUGUUAUAUUGCGGCGUCGUGAUGGUUCGGUCAACUUCAAUCGCAAUUGGACUGAUUAUACUUUAGGGUUUGGUGAUUUAAGAGGAGAGUUUUUUAUCGGACUGGAGAAAAUUCACUUGAUGACCAAGUCACAACAUCAUGAAUUGUAUAUAUAUCUAAGGGAUUUCGAUGAUGAAAAUCGUUAUGCACACUACGAUCAUUUUCAAAUUGGUGAAGAGCACGAAUUUUUUCGUUUGAUGGCAUUGGGCGACUAUAAGGGAACUGCAGGCGACGCGUUAUCCUCGCAAAGGGAUAUGAAAUUUUCAACACCGGAUCAUGACAAUGACAAGUCACCCAAUAAUUGCGCUAAGGAGUUCCGAGCGGGCUGGUGGUACAGAAAAUGUUAUUACUGUAAUUUAAAUGGACAAUACUUCAAUGCGAAAACAACAAAUCAGUACGGCAUCAAUUGGUUUGCGUGGCACAAAAAUUCUCUGCAGUUUGUACAAAUGAUGAUCAGACCUAAGCCGCAUUAAUUAAUUUUAAUUGUAAAAAUAAUAUAUUUA
This is a messenger RNA of Drosophila novamexicana, 1392 nucleotides long. RefSeq names its product fibrinogen-like protein 1. The transcript is spliced from 3 exons. NCBI's taxonomy places the organism in Eukaryota, Metazoa, Arthropoda, Insecta, Diptera, Drosophilidae. The record is from RefSeq and is a predicted model, not a curated record. The coding region runs from base 67 to 1362 and encodes 431 amino acids.